AUGUCGACCCCGAGUCUGACCAAUGCACAACAAGUCAGAGACUUUGUCCCGACCAAACAUGAUAAACCGUAUCCAGCUAUAGAUCCUGAGAAGUCACCUUUGCCCAAAGGAUACGUCGUCUGCAUCAUCGGAGCUGGAGGUGCAGCUGGUGCAGGACUAGCCAGAUCAUUCGCCACAGCCGGAGCAUCAGGCAUAAUUCUCGCAGCACGAACACAAGCCACCCUCGAGAAAACAGCUAAAGAAGUCGCCUCUACCAACAGUUCGACAAAGGUUGUCUCAGUCAUGUGCGACAUCAGUUCAGAAGUCGAUGUGGCCAAGAUAGCUACCACCGUGAAAGAACAAUUCGACGGUAAACUUGAUGCAGUCAUCGUCAAUUGUGGAUUUUCAGGCCCAUUGUCUAAAGCUACAGUUAUCGAAGAAGAGGUUGGCGAUGUUCAAAAGGCUUUUGCUGUUCACUGUACAGGUACCUGGCUUGCUGCACAUCACUUACUUCCCUUUCUCCUCGAGAGCAAAGGCAGCUUCAUCGUGAUUAGUUCCAUCUCAGCCCUAGGAAUCAGUGGCUUUGGAACAACAUCCCACUACUGCGCAAGCAAACUAGCACAAGCGCGCAUGGUCGAAAUUAUUCAUGCACAAUACGCCGAUAAAGGUCUCUUUGUCGCCAGUGUACAUCCUGGGGGAAUGAAGAGUGAAUUUUCACUUGCGGCGUCAAAAGAUAUUCAACACUUGUUGAACGAUAGCCCUGAUCUUGUGGGCUCUUUCUGUGUGUGGCUACUUAACUCUGAUGGUAUACAGAGGCGUAAGGAAGCUUUGAAUGGGCGAUGGCUGUCUUGUAAAUGGGAUGUUGGUGAGCUGGAAGGUCGAUAUGAUGCUAUCCAACAGCGCGAUUUACUCAGGUUCAGGAUGGCUAUUGAGUAG
Molecule: messenger RNA, 915 nt
Organism: Fusarium pseudograminearum CS3096
Lineage: Eukaryota; Fungi; Ascomycota; Sordariomycetes; Hypocreales; Nectriaceae
Exons: 2
Coding region: 1-915 (304 amino acids)
Source: RefSeq, a predicted model, not a curated record